Molecule: messenger RNA, 354 nt
Organism: Cynoglossus semilaevis (tongue sole)
Lineage: Eukaryota; Metazoa; Chordata; Actinopteri; Pleuronectiformes; Cynoglossidae
Product: F-box/WD repeat-containing protein 5-like
Exons: 2
Coding region: 52-354 (100 amino acids)
Biological process (GO): protein ubiquitination
Cellular component (GO): Cul4-RING E3 ubiquitin ligase complex; SCF ubiquitin ligase complex
Source: RefSeq, a predicted model, not a curated record
CGUCAGAAUGUGGACACCAGGGAGCUGCAGAUUGAGACACAGGUGGCCAAGAUGAUGGGCAGAGCCCGUACGAAGGCCCCCGACUCCAGGCUGACGGAGCCGUGUGAGGACGGAGAGGAGGAAGAGAAAACGUACUUGCUCUUCACCACCGGAAGCCUCACGUACUCCCCUCACCAGAUAGGUAUUAAGCGGAUCAAACCGGACCAGAUGACGACGUGUGGUCCAGUUCUGGGCGAGGAGCGGAGCUCAGAGGAGUUCUUUGAUUCCCUGGACCAUGUCAUCGAUAUCCACGGACAUAUCAUUGGGAUGGGCCUCUCUCCAGACCACAGGCAAGACGUCUCACACAGAAAAUAA